UCUCCCGCCCAUCCCCGGUCUCCCGCCUGAAGCGUUCUGGCCUGCUCGUGGUCUCCGCUCUGCUGCCCCGGCCGGAAGCGUCCCCAGCCUGCUCGAGGUCUCCCGCCAGCCACCGGGUCUCCCGCCCAUCCCUGGUCUCCCGCCCGCUCGUGGCUCCCGCCAGCCACCCGGUCUCCCGCCCAGCUCCGGUCUCCCGUCCGCUUGUGGCUCCCGCCAGCCACCCGGUCUCCCGCUCGUCCGGUGCUCGGCUGAUUUCGGGUCUCAGCUAAAAAAAAGUCUGCUGCAUCGGGCUAUGUUGCUGUCCCUCGCUGUCCGGUGAUCUUCGAUGGUACGAACUACACCGAGUUCGCUGGCUUCAUGCGCAUUCACAUGCGCGGCAUCCGUCUCUGGGGUGUUCUUUCUGGCGAGGUCUGCUGUCCGCCACGUCUGGUUCCUCCGGUUGCCCCUACUCCGCCGACUCCACUGGUUCUUCCUCCGGAUGCUAAUCAGGCCGCCAAGGAUGCGGCUAAGAUUGCUGAUGAGGCUGCUGAUCGCGCCUAUGAUGAGAGGGUUUUGGCUUAUGAGGAGGCUCUUCAGACGUAUCAUGGUGCUCUGUCUGUUUACACCCAGUGGCUUGAUGAUGAUGCUCGUGCUGCAGCUGUUCUUACUGCUAGUGUUCUGCCUCAGUUUGCUUCUGAGUUUCUGGGUCUUCCUACUGUCUUCCAGAUGUGGACCUGUCUUCGUCAGCGCUAUGAGCCCUCUGGUGAUGCCUUAUACCUUUCUGUGGUUCGUCAGGAGCAUGCUCUUCAGCAGGGUGACUCUACUGUUGAUGACUUUUAUGCACAGAGUUCUGCUAUCUGGCGCCAGCUUGAUUCUCUCCGCAGUGCUGGUUGUCGUACUUGCCCCUGCUGCCAGGCUAUCCAGGCCGAUUUGGAGUUUCAUCGCGUCUACGAGUUCCUGUCUCGGCUCCGUAAGGAGUUUGAGCCCCGGCGUGCUCAGUUGUUUGCUCGUGGCCGUAUUUCUCUCAUGGAGGCGCUUUCAGAGAUUCGUGCUGAGGAGACUCGCCUACGUGGUGCUGGUUUGCUGGAGGUUCCCUCUGUGCUUACUACUCGGGCUUCUUCCACUCCACCUGCGGCACCGCCCCAUUCUCGCUCGAGUGCUCCGCCGCUCUUGCCCACUCCUUCUGGAGGCUCCGGUCGCCCUCGUCCACACUGUGACUACUGCAACAAUGAUGGUCAUAUUGAGUCCCAGUGCUACACAAAGCGGAAACACCUGCGCAAGGCGCGAUCACCAUCCUCAGGGACUUCGUCAUCUCCCUCGACAGCUUCAGCCAUUGCUUUGACUGAGCAGGAUAUUCUGAGACUUAAGCGUCUGCUCGCGGCUUCAGGUUCUUCCUCGACGGGUACUGCUGGUUCUGUGACUGAUGCUUCCCGCACUGAGCACCCGCCCUCUACACAGUCAGGAUCGUCGCACGCACACUCUGGUUGGGGCUGGCCCUCGCCGCCGUGAUUCUCAGGGUCUUUGGGAGUUGGACUGGCUUCAUGUUCCUUCUGCUGCCACCACCAUUGCCAGUCCCUCCGCUGCUGUCGCCUCUGUUACUGGUUCCUUCAAGCAGUGGCAUCAUCGACUUGGUCAUCUGUGUGGUUCUCGGUUAUCGUCUUUAGUUCGUCGAGGUCUUCUGGGGUAUGUCUCAG
Aegilops tauschii subsp. strangulata is the source of this 1673-nucleotide messenger RNA. The record is from RefSeq and is a predicted model, not a curated record. Lineage: Eukaryota; Viridiplantae; Streptophyta; Magnoliopsida; Poales; Poaceae.